AACAGACACGCGCUUUUUAAAACUCCGCGUUUUAAAGAUGCGGUCUGAUUUCUGUAUCUAUUCCACAUCUUUUUUCCGACAUAUGACGCACUGGAGAAACUGAAACUGGAUGUUACAGAAGGAUCUGUUGGAGAACACUGUUGUUUUCCUUGGAUUAUCAAAAUGCGCAUUUUCUUUAGUGAUGUCAAAAAGUCGGCCGACGUUUGGCGCGCAAACGAGAGAAGCUCCUCUGCUGGAGUAAAAACUAUUUUGGAGUUUUGCGUCCACAUCUAAUUCUCUCUCUCUCUCUCUCUCUCUCUCUCUCUCGUUUUCCUUGUUUUUGCACGUUUUCCACAUUUUUUUCUUUUUUUUUUGCGUAAAGUUAUGCGGUGCGCACGGGGCGCGUGGAAGGAUGCUGCUGCUUCUGCUUAUACAAUGGAAAUGAAGAGCACUUUAGCAGCCGUGCUUUUGCUUUUGUUUGUACUCUUUUGUCCCGCUUUCAGCCAAGAACUCAAUCCCAAGGGCCGGAACGUAUGCAGGGUACCAGGGUCUCCGGGGUUUGCGUGUUGCAGUGGAUGGGCACAACAAGGAGACGAGUGUUUGACACCUCUCUGCGAGGGAAACUUCACUUGCAAGGAAAACGAGGUGUGUGUCCGACCAAACGAGUGCCGCUGCCGUCAUGGAUAUUUUGGAGCGAGCUGUGACACCAAGUGUCCUGCUCAAUUCUGGGGUCCCGACUGCAAAGGCAAAUGCACGUGUCACCCUAACGGCAAGUGCGAUGAUGUAACAGGCAAGUGCACAUGCCACCCAAAUCGCUGGGGCGAGUACUGUGAGAAACCGUGCCCAUGUCAGAAAGGCAAGUGUGACCAGGAGACUGGAAAGUGCACAUGCCAUGCCGGCUUUUGGGGUCCGCACUGCAGCAACAACUGCUACUGCAGCCUAAACUCAGUGUGUGACCAGAGCACCGGCCGCUGCCUGUGCUCUCCGGGGUGGUAUGGGCGCAACUGCGGUGCCCAGUGUGCCUGCAAUAACUCCCCAUGUGAGCAGUUCACCGGCCGAUGCCAGUGCCGUGAUCCUAUGUGGGGCCCAAACUGCGAUCGAUACUGUCAGUGCGCGCACGGGAAAUGCAACCAGGCAGACGGUUCCUGCACCUGCAAACCAGGCUACAGGGGCAAAUACUGCAGGGAACCUUGUCCUGCUGGGUUCUACGGGCAGAACUGCAGGAACAAAUGUGGUCACUGUAAGGGUCAGCAACCAUGUAAGGUCACAGAAGGACGUUGUGUUACCUGCGAGAAAGGCUGGAAUGGCACCAAAUGUGAUCAGAUGUGCGCGCCAGGCUUUUUCGGAGAGAACUGCAAGGACGAGUGUCCACCAUGUAAAGACGGCCAUUAUUGCAACCGGAUCGAUGGGAAGUGCUCCCACUGUAAUCCCGGCUGGAUCGGAGAUCGCUGUGAAGUUCGCUGUCCCAAUGGCACCUAUGGGGAGAACUGCGAGAAUGACUGCAGCCACUGCUUUAAUGGGGAAUGCCACUUUGCUACAGGAGAGUGCCUCUGUGAUCCGGGCUUUUAUGGGACUUUUUGCAAUCUAACCUGUGAGUCCGGCCAGUUUGGGGUAAACUGCGCACAAACGUGUCCGUGCCAUGAUAAAAACUGUAACCCGGUCUCUGGAGCCUGCAAUCUGUAUCCUAACCAGCGGAUGGGUGUGAUCGCUGCAGGCACGCUGGUGUCCUUAUUGCUGCUCAUCCUGCUCUCUCUGCUCUGCUGCUGCUGCCUCUGUAGCAACAAAGACCGCAAUAGUUCGGACCGGGAAAACUCGACCAGCAGUAAGAAGGCCAAGAGGAUCCUGUGUGGACGAUUUAGCCGAAUCAGCACCAAGCUUCCCAGAAUCCCACUGCGCAGACAGAAACUCCCCAAAGUCGUUGUAUCUCGCCAUGACCCUGAGAACACCUUUGACUGCAGUUUCAUAGAGCCCCCAUCUGCCACCGAGCAUCGGACUCCAUCCUGGUCCUCCCAGGAGUCCUUCUCCUCUUUUGAGACAAGUGAAGAUGGCCCAGUUUACUGCGUACCACAUGAAGAUACCAUAAAUGAGGGAAAUGCAAGACCCAGCCCCAAUGCCACUGCAGAGAAUCUAGUUCCUGUCAGUGAGGAUGAUGCUGGCGAAUACACCUCUCUCAAAGACACAAGAGUGACAACAAAGCCUGUCAACGAUGGCAGUGAGCAGCCACUGCUAAAGUCAGACAGUGAAGGCUCCACAAGUGGGUCGGAGUCGGCUAUGGGACCUCUUUAUGCCCGAAUUGCACGCCUCUCUAAGAAUUCCAAAGAAGAAGAGGACAGUAGCACAGCUGAGACCAAAGCCAAUGACAAGGCCACAUCCCCUGAAAAAACCAAACCCCGGCCACCAGACCCUUCUACCAAACCAAAGGUGUCUUGGAUCCAUGGAACUUCUGGAGUCAACCAAACAGAGAAGGGCCAGGCACCUUCCCCACCAAAAGAGAAGAAAAGAACCACAACAGAAGGUUCUGGAAAGGGGGAGGAGAAGCAUCGAUCUAAGGACAAGUCAAGCAAGAAAUGUGAGCAGAAGAAUCAUGAUGGCAAGGGUGAUGGGAAUGAUUCCCCAAGGAAAACCAAAGCUCACAAAGCUUCAGAUCCCAUCGAGCACAUCAAUGGAGCUGUCCAGAAUGCCUUAAAGAAAAUUGGAAACUUCCACUCAGAUAGGAAAGGUAGUGACACUACCAAAGAGCCACCCAAGAGUCCAAAGAUCAUGCAUCCUCAUAUAAACUCAGAGGCGGCCACUCUUCUUGCCGCCCAGCUGAAAGAGAAGACCCAGAGCCUGAAUCGCAAUGAAGGGCUUUCAGUUGGAAUCAAACCCAAUGGGGUGUCUACCCCCCAAGCCAACAGGGAGAAGCCCACGCCACCCCAGAAGGCCAAGCGAUCAGUGACUGUAGCCAACAAACCCCUUCUACCAACCUCUAAUAAUCUUCAGAAGAUGAUUGCUCCUGUAACAGACUCCAGCACCCCCGAGCCUCAAAGCCCAGAAAUGCAGGCCAUAAAUGGGACCCAGAUAGGAGAUGCAGGAGAUGCCACACCAAAGAAAACACCCAUUAAAAAACCACCUAGAAAGAAAGGCAAAGAGACAACCUUAGAGACAGAACCUAAGACCACUCCAAAGACGGCUAUUAUGCCACCUCAGAUUAUCAAAUAGACAAUUUAUUCGGAAAUAACUGGGCUGACCAUGCAGUGCCUGCUUGUAGUGAAUGAAGCCUUUGAUUUAAUACUUUCUUGUCUCAUGCUCAUGAUAAACAAACUGUUGGAUGGGUAUCAAAUGGAAUUGCCCGAUACUGGGUAUAUUAUUCUGCAAGAUGUUUUUUUUUUUUUUUCUUCAAAUCUUUUGAUGUCCAGGACUAGCUUGGAGAAGGAACAGUCACUGGUUAACACAUCGUGCCUUGACAGUUGUACUGCUUGUACAGUUUUGAACAAAAUUCACAGUUGUAUAGUAGGUGGAAUUUUAUUUGAUAAAAUUUUAUAGGCGGCCAAGUCUGCAUUUUCCAAACUGCAUACCGAUUUUCAUAUUGAUCAUUUUCAUGCCUUAUGACAAAAACGAAUUAUAUUAUCCGCAGUAUGAGCAAAGGUAGUACUUUGCAUAUGUGAAUACGGUGGUACUAUCGUUAGUCAUAGUUGAGACACAAGCAGUUCUUCCACACCUAUCAUAUCAUAUCUUUUAAGAGAUUCUGUCAUUCUGUAACAGUUCUGAGUUGAUGUCUACAGAUUUCUCACACCAUAUUGAGACUAUAUUUCAAUAUGUAAGUAUAUCAGGUGAAACUUGUAAAACUUGACGCAAAGAUACCAAAAACAUAUGCUAAACAUCUUCUCUCAGCUAAAAAUUUGGAUACGAUGUUGGAUUGUGGCACGCAUAGAUGUUCUAGCAAACAGUGGAGACUACAUACAAUGCCUCUUGGAUGUUUAUGAGUGACAGAGGAACCAGUAAUACCAUAAUGCUGCUGUUAAAGAACAUACACGGUCAUUUUAUUUACUUUUCCUUCCAUUCAGUUAUUAUUUGAAUUGCUUACACUUUCAGAGAUCUCUCAUAGGUCAGAUGUCUAGGUCAGACUAUUUGUGGUUUUUCAGUAGUAAAGGAAUUAACAGCAGCAUAGAGAACAAUGUGAGGUUUUUGUUGCCUCAGCUCCAGUCACAGCAUGUGGACAACAGACCACGGACUGGCGAGAGAUUGAUAGACGGUGUCGCGUUACAGUUACAUAAACAAGUCUGGUGUUAUGUUAGAGGGCGAACUGCCAGAAAGAGGAUUAACAACCAACAAACUGUGCUAGUGAUUAUUUUUAACCAUAAAGUUUUUGGUUGUGUGUGGCUGUUUCAUGGGGUCCACAUUGUUCCUCAUCUGAUUCCCAGGACUGUCAGGCUUUUUACCAAUGAGUGCAGCUUACUAUAUUUUAUGGAUGUAUAAUAUACAGUGCAUUUACAAAUGGAUUGAAAUCCUUUAUACACAUCCAAAAACGCACUUAUUGGAUGGUGUAUAAAGCAGUGAACAGCAUUAUAUGCCAGUAUAUUUAUUCCUCAUAUACAGCAACUACAAAACAUAUGCUGGUUUUGAGUUCAGUCAUCAGUAGUUGUUGAAGCAUCAUCGAUUCAGGGUUAAAACUGUACUGUUUUUAUUUAAUCAGUUAUAUAUUUUUUUAGAUUUCUCAAACAAGAAACGUUCUCAUAUAAUAAAAAAUAAAAAAAUUGGGAAAUAAAUUAAAAUGUAGCGAAAUUAAGUCAGUUGAUAAGAAAUAAAACACUUGGGGUGUGCUGUUGUAGGAAAAUAAUCAAUGAUGGUUUUGGUAUGAUGCUGCCUGACACUGUUAAUGUUAAAUACGUCGAUUAUUUUCCUAUAACAUAAUGUCCCAAACUGUAUUCUUCCGCUUAUACCACAGCAAACGCAAACUUUUUACAAAAAUGUUUUAAAGUAUGACACGUCAUACUAUUUAUCCAUUUAUAGUUCUGUUUAAUGUCGUGGAACAUCCAUGAAACAAGUGAGUUCCUGUGAACACUUUUGUUAUAGCAGCUAUAAAUAAUUGUUCCCUCACCAUCCUAUAUUUUUUUUAAGGAUGUCUUGAAGUUAAUAAGACAUCAGAUGUAUUACAGUGAGACUCACUGGUGUGUGUGUGUGUGUGUGUGUGUGUGUGUGUGUGUGUGUGUGUGUGUAUAACUGAUUAAAUAAAACAGUUUCUUCAGUUUAGCUAAAUAAAACGAUUUAAGCUUUUCUUAUCAAACCUGAAAAAAAAUAAACUAUUACAUUAUAGAGUUAUUUAAAUAUUUCACAUCUUUAAGCCUUAAAGCACUUGUAGGUUAUUCUCGGAUCUGGGAAUAAACUGAUCUAAGAGAUGACAGUGGCAGAAAGAUGCAUAUUAAAAACUGGACAGUUUUGGAGUUUUAUAUAUAAAUAUUUAGGCUCUGGUGGUUGUGUUGGAUGUGUAAUGAAAGAAACGAUAUUAUUGAAAUUUGAUGUACAGUAAGGAUUUUUUUUUUUAAUUAUUAUUAUUACCGUCAAUCUUUCUAUUAAAUGGUACCGCAAAUUUCCCUUUUUAUAAUGGUUAUUUUUCUACAUUGCAAGGUAUUUUGUAAUAAUAUUGUUAUCUAUGUUUGUAAGCUGUGCUUAUAUGACGUUUAUAAUAUUGUGCUCUUUCUUUUUGUUUCGUGUCAAAUGAACUGGCUUUCAAAUUUGAUACUUUUUUUUUUUUUUUUUAACCCUCCUGCUUUUUUACAUUCAAGCAUCAGGUACAAACAUAUACGUAUGAACAAUUUACUUUGAAUGUGUUGUUUCAUCAUGUUUCUCUGUGGAUGUUAUUGUUUUAAACGGUAAAUCAUAUGAUGCAGAGGUCAGUGAGAGAACUUCAUCUACGCUUAAAACCGAGGUCCAGUGAUUGAUGACAAAGAACACAUUUUUAUGUUUUUGCACAGACCCUGAAACUGUUCCAGCUACAGUAAUAAGCCUGAGAUGUGUGUCAAAACUCUGUGUUUUCCACUCUGAGAGGCCUGUGCUGAAGCAUGGCCCUGAAUUGGUCUGGAUUUCUCACUUCAUUUGUGUUUGUUUUCAUGCUGUUAACGUGUGAUUGUUCAAUUACCUUGUGUUGAAAUAAAAAUUAAACCUGUAGCUCCUGAACCUGAACGCAGUCUGCUAGUUUGGAUUACAAACUGAUAAGGGUCUGAAUUUCAACUGAAUUCAGCGUUUUAAAGAACAGACAUUGCCACAAAGCAGCUUUAUAACAAUACAGAUGUAGAUUUCGAUCCAUAAUGAGCAAGCCAUAGGCAAACAUGACAAGGAAAAACUCUCUGAGAUGACAUGAGGCAGAAACAUUGAGAGAAACCAGACUCAAAAUGGAGCUCAUCCUCAUUCGGUGACAUCAGAUAAUGAGAUUAUAAAUCAUUAUUGUAUAUAGGUGUAGAAGAGUAAACACAUACAGUAUUAAGUGUGUUGAAAGGAUGUUCAGUAUGAGCAGUGUCCUGGUAUGAUUAAAGCAGCAUAUUACAGGAGCAGUUCUUAGGUACAGGUCUGCAGUAUCCAGGUGAGAUUAUCCACUAAAACUAUCCCAAGUCAUGGGUAUAAACUGUUUUUGGGAAGUGUAUCUUUAGUGUAUCCAUGUUGGACCAUCCAUAGCAGCAGCAAGUGAGUCACAAGUGCAGAAAACAAGCAGAAGUAGAGCAUCAGGCAGGUCCAGAGGCAAAGAGGAGCCACAUUGCCUCCCUAACUCUUAAAUGGAAGAACUUUGGAACAACCUGGGCUCUUCUUAGAGCUCGCUGCCUGGCCAAACUGAGCAAUCGGGAGAAGGGCCUUGGUAAUAGAGGUGACCAAGAACCCUGUAGUCACUCUGAGUGUGGAGAUGGGAAAAUCUUGAAGAAGGUCAACCACUCCACUCCGCAUGUAACCUUGUUCCCUGAAAAGGGAAAGAGAUGUGCCCUCGCGCUUGACCGGUAUCUAAAGUCUGUGUGAAAUCAUGCCUAUUUAUAGGCCUGCCAUGGUCAGGUGAUGUGGCAAUUAUGCGUGUUGUGUGACUAUAAAGUGGGACCUAUGAACCAUGCUGUCAGCCUUUAUUAUCUGAAGCAAAGAUGCAAUUGACAGGCAUGACCCAGUAUAGCAGGGAACAAGGUUACAUGCAUAACCCAGAUGUUCCCUUUCAAAGGGAACUCAACAUUGUCUGAGCUUCAUGCUGUGGGAGCGAGUAUACCCACUCCAUCAUACUGAGGGUAUGGCCUGUCACAAGGCUCCAUCAAUAGGGGAAUGGCUGGUCGAAAUGGCGGCCAAGUAGACCACAAUUGUAGAAGGGGCCAACAUUGCUGAGAAACAUUCCUGUAAGAUUUCCAGGACUGUAGCCAUUGCACAGUUUACUGGGUCUCACUGAUGUCCUAGCACUAAACAUGGUCUCUACAACCUUGGUUGAGAGAAAGGAAUCUAUGAGCUGAUGUCCCUCAGGGACCAGACUCACAUUUUCAAUGGUUCCGGCCGAGGGUGAUAAAUCAACCCCCUGGCUUGAGAAUAUAGAGCUCCACAAAUGGGAAUCUCCCAGGGAGUGCUGUCCAGCAGAGAUAUCUCUGAGAACCAUAUAUGAGCUGGCCAAUCCAGUGCUACUAGCAGCAAAUGUAGCACGACCUUGGCAAACUCUUGCUAGAGCCUGUGGGAGCAGAGCAAUCAGGGGAAAGGGGUACAGAUGUGACCUUGGCCAAGUGUGUACCAGGGCGUCCAGCCCUGUCCCUUUUUAUGGUGCGGGAGGACUGAGGGCGAACCACAGCGGGCAGCAUGUUGUCUCCUCAGAGGCAACUUCACCCACUUGUAGAUAAAGCCUCCAAUCCCCAGGCCUCAGCCCCUGCCUCGACAGGAUGUCUUCCACCACAUUCCAAUUGCCUGGAAGGUAGAUUGCACUCACUGACAAAACCGUCCCUCCACCAGAGAAAAAUAAGUUGAGCCUGCGUGAAGGUAAUCCUCCC
Messenger RNA from Ictalurus furcatus (blue catfish), 7955 nucleotides. RefSeq names its product scavenger receptor class F, member 2 (gene scarf2). The record is from RefSeq and is a predicted model, not a curated record. The transcript is spliced from 11 exons. Bases 364 to 3180 code for a protein of 938 amino acids. Gene Ontology annotation, molecular function: scavenger receptor activity. Lineage: Eukaryota; Metazoa; Chordata; Actinopteri; Siluriformes; Ictaluridae.